CGUUUGUGUGGACACAAGUAGUGAUGUCUUCAUGAGUGUUGUCUUCACAUUCUUCUGGAUGUCAUCGAGUGAUAGCCAAUCUUUGACUUAUGAGUCAAUCCUCGAGUCGUUUGUCCGACAAUUCCGGUCAAAGAAGUCAUUGAAAUGCGAUUACAAUGAAUGUACUAAAACUUUCACAACUCAAAGCCGAUUGGAUGCACACAAACGCCGCAGACAUGCCAUACAAGACAUCACUCCUCGGGAACCGAUUGUUAGCUCAACCGAUGCCAGAGACCAGUCGACGACAGACGCAGAUGACGGCCAACAACAUCCAAAUGCCAGACCAGUGGCCAACCAAUCAGUGCCGACAAUCGCCACCACUUCCAGUCCCGACAGCCAAUCGCUGGACAACACGUGCGAUGACGCCGUUGGAUUAGCCGCCGGUAGUCCUGAACCUAAUGCCAGUCAUGAGUGCAAACACUGCCACAAAACAUAUGCCACGAAACGGGAGCUCAAGAAACACCGCCGGACUGUCCACUCGUCGGACAGCAAAGCGUACGGCUGUGCGCACAACGGCUGCGGCCUAUCGUUCGCCACAAUACCGGAGCUGAAGGGACACCGACUGUCUGUCCACUCGGCCACCGGUCGACAGUAUCGGUGCGACUCCUGUGCCAAUACAUAUCACAGCAAACGACGCUAUGAUAAGCAUAGGCUGACUGUCCACUCAAUGUCGGCAACUGAAGCGUUACAGGCGUUGUCCACUAGGGUUGAGGCAACUGCCGGCCCGACCCUUGCCGUCCAAUCGGUCUACACGUGUAAGAAAUGCGAAAAAACAUUUGAUACAAAACCGGACCUCAAGACUCAUCGGCGAACCGUUCACUCAAAGACCGCCAAACAUACUGUCGUCCACUCCUUACGAUCGGUACGUCUGUUGACACGACGGCUGACACGAGUUAACUGUUCGACUGUUGUUACCGACAUUAUAGACGUUCAGUACGUCUGUCGAUACGACGGUUGCGGCCAAUCGUUCGCUACUAAAGGGGAGCGUAAGACACAUCACAGGUCUGUCCACUCGGGGCUAUGCGUGACGUGCGAUGAAUGCGGACAACAGUUUGUCAGCCGAUAA
This is a messenger RNA of Medioppia subpectinata, 1105 nucleotides long. NCBI's taxonomy places the organism in Eukaryota, Metazoa, Arthropoda, Arachnida, Sarcoptiformes, Oppiidae. The record is from the annotation of a GenBank genome assembly.